AUGAACACGGGAAAUCAAAGUUUUGGGACAGAUUUUAUACUUCUUGGGCUUUUCCAAUAUGGCCAAACGAACACUUUGCUCUUUGCUGCCAUCGUCAUCAUCUUUCUGGUGGCUCUGAUGGGGAAUGUCAUACUGAUCCACCUCAUUCGACUGGACGCCAGACUCCACACCCCGAUGUACUGGCUGCUCAGCCAGCUCUCCACCAUCGACAUGAUGUACAUCUCCACCACUGUGCCCAAGAUGGCAAUGGACUUUCUCUCACAGAGUAAGACCAUUACCGUUUUGGGCUGUGAGAUUCAAACAUAUAUGUUCUUGGUCCUCGGUGGAACUGAAGCUCUUCUUCUAGGUUUCAUGUCUUAUGAUCGAUAUGUAGCCAUCUGUCAUCCUUUACGUUACCCUACACUCAUGAGCAAGAAGACCUGCUGCUUCAUGGUUUCAUGUGCAUGGACCAGUAGUUCUGUCAACUCUUUAGUACAUACGCUCUAUGUAUUUCAGCUUCCAUUCCGUAGGUCUCUGCUCAUUAACCACUUUUUCUGUGAGGUUCCAUCUCUACUGCCAUUGGUGUGUCAGGACACGUCCCAGUAUGAGCAUACUAUCCUGUUGAGCGGGCUUAUUAUUCUGCUGCUACCAUUCAUGGCCAUUCUAGCUUCCUAUGCUCAUGUGCUUACUGUUGUGUUCCAGAUGAGCUCAGGUAAAGGAAAGAAAAAAGCUAUUUCCACUUGCUCCUCCCACCUGACUGUGGCAAGCCUAUUCUAUAUGACCACUCUGUUUACCUAUACGAGGCCACACUCCUUGCAUUCUCCUUCACAGGAUAGGGUUGUGGCAGUAUUUUAUGCCAUUGUCACCCCUCUUCUGAACCCAUUUAUCUAUAGCCUGCGGAAUAAGGAUGUCAUGGGAGCUGCGAGGAGAUUGUUGGUGUAAUAGAUACUGAUGCAGGUAGUA
Molecule: messenger RNA, 942 nt
Organism: Lemur catta (Ring-tailed lemur)
Lineage: Eukaryota; Metazoa; Chordata; Mammalia; Primates; Lemuridae
Product: olfactory receptor 2AK2-like
Exons: 1
Coding region: 1-921 (306 amino acids)
Biological process (GO): G protein-coupled receptor signaling pathway
Cellular component (GO): membrane
Molecular function (GO): olfactory receptor activity; G protein-coupled receptor activity
Source: RefSeq, a predicted model, not a curated record